Paralichthys olivaceus (Japanese flounder) is the source of this 6724-nucleotide messenger RNA. RefSeq names its product v-akt murine thymoma viral oncogene homolog 3a (gene akt3a). NCBI's taxonomy places the organism in Eukaryota, Metazoa, Chordata, Actinopteri, Pleuronectiformes, Paralichthyidae. Gene Ontology annotation, molecular function: ATP binding; protein serine/threonine kinase activity. Gene Ontology annotation, biological process: protein phosphorylation. Gene Ontology annotation, cellular component: nucleus; cytoplasm. The record is from RefSeq and is a predicted model, not a curated record.
AACGACUAGUUCCGGUUUCCCCCAUCGGGCUCGUCUGCCACGGUCCUCUAACCCGGCUCGGCUCGGCUCGGCUCGGCUCGGAGUCCGGCACACGUAGCUUCACGUUGCGGCCGAUGAGGAGCAGGUGCACGGGGAUAGAGCGCAGCACCUGCCGCUACAGGCUGAGUCACUGCUGGUGAGGAGGAAGGUCUGGAGAGGGAACGAGAGAGGAGGAGGAGGAGGUGGUGGAGGAGGGGGAGAAGGAGAAGAAGGGAGGGAGGGGAGACAGGGAGAUAAGCCACAACAGGAAGCAAAACGACACACACACGCGUACACAAACACAGUGUGUGCGCGUCCGAGAGAGAGACUGCGCGAACAAGAGGGUGAACGGGAAAGGAAGGGAGGGAGAGUGACGCGGAGGCUGGGAGAGCCUGGCCCCCCCUCCUCCUCCUCUCCUCCUCUCCCUCUCUUUCUCUCCUCUCCUCCUCUCCUCCCCUCCUCCCCCUCUCUCUCUCUGUGGAGCAGGCGUGUAGCGGCAUCAGACUCGGCGUGAAGGAACCAUGAGCGAUGUCACCAUCGUUAGAGAGGGAUGGCUCCAGAAACGGGGUGAAUACAUAAAGAACUGGCGACCGCGUUACUUCCUGUUGAAGACAGACGGCUCCUUCAUCGGCUACAAAGAGAAACCUCAGGACGCAGACCUGCCCUACCCACUAAAUAACUUUUCUGUAGCAAAAUGUCAGCUGAUGAAGACAGAGAGGCCAAAGCCGAACACCUUCAUCAUACGCUGCCUCCAGUGGACCACAGUCAUCGAGAGGACCUUCCACGUGGACUCGCCUGAUGAGAGAGAUGAGUGGACAGAGGCCAUCCAGAUGGUCGCUGACAAGCUGCAGAGACAAGAGGAGGAGAGGAUCCAGUGCAGCCCCACCUCCAAUAUCGACAACAUGGUCGAGGAGGAGAUGGACAUCUCUACCACACAACACAAACGCAAGACAAUGAGUGACUUCGACUACCUGAAGCUGCUGGGAAAGGGAACCUUUGGCAAAGUGAUUCUGGUCCGAGAAAAGGCCAGUGGGAAAUAUUAUGCCAUGAAAAUCCUUAAAAAAGAAGUGAUCAUAGCCAAGGAUGAAGUGGCUCACACACUCACAGAGAGCAGAGUACUGAAAAACACCAGACAUCCCUUUCUCACCUCAUUGAAGUAUUCAUUCCAGACUAAAGACCGCCUCUGUUUCGUCAUGGAGUAUGUGAAUGGAGGAGAGCUGUUUUUCCAUUUGUCCAGAGAGCGGGUGUUCUCGGAGGAGCGCACGCGCUUCUACGGCGCCGAGAUCGUCUCAGCUCUAGACUACCUGCAUUCCGCCAAGAUUGUGUACCGGGACCUCAAGUUGGAAAACCUGAUGCUGGAUAAAGAUGGCCAUAUCAAGAUCACUGAUUUUGGCCUCUGCAAGGAGGGUAUCACAGACGCUGCUACCAUGAAGACCUUCUGUGGCACUCCAGAGUACCUAGCACCAGAGCUGUUUUUCCAUUUGUCCAGAGAGCGGGUGUUCUCGGAGGAGCGCACGCGCUUCUACGGCGCCGAGAUCGUCUCAGCUCUAGACUACCUGCAUUCCGCCAAGAUUGUGUACCGGGACCUCAAGUUGGAAAACCUGAUGCUGGAUAAAGAUGGCCAUAUCAAGAUCACUGAUUUUGGCCUCUGCAAGGAGGGUAUCACAGACGCUGCUACCAUGAAGACCUUCUGUGGCACUCCAGAGUACCUAGCACCAGAGGUCCUGGAGGACAACGACUACGGUCGGGCGGUGGACUGGUGGGGUUUGGGUGUGGUGACGUACGAGAUGAUGUGCGGCCGACUGCCGUUCUACAACCAGGACCACGAGAAGCUGUUCGAGCUCAUCCUCAUGGAGGACAUCAAGUUCCCUCGCACUCUGUCAUCCGACGCAAAGUCGCUGCUGUCCGGCCUGCUCAUCAAAGACCCCAACAAACGGCUCGGUGGAGGACCAGAUGAUGCUAAAGAAAUAAUGAGACACAGUUUCUUCACUGGUGUUGACUGGCAGGACGUCUACGAUAAAAAGCUCGUCCCGCCCUUCAAGCCUCAGGUGACGUCGGAGACAGACACCAGAUACUUUGACGAGGAGUUCACAGCCCAGACCAUCACCGUCACUCCACCAGAGAAAUUUGACGAGGACGGGAUGGACUGUCUGGACAACGAGAGACGGCCGCACUUCCCACAGUUCUCCUACUCGGCCAGCGGGCGGGAAUGAUCAGUCCGUCACGCGGUGACGGCAUCACAGCUGAUCUCUGAGGUCAUCAGUGUGGGACAAAAAAAAAAAGACCCACAGCUUUGGACUGACCCAAAAACAAUGACUUGAAGGAUUUAGCCCUUCUCCUCCUCUUCUUCACCUCUCUAUCUAUUUCUUUAUUCUGAUUUUGUGAAUCCAUCUUUAGAAAAAUUUAGCAAAAUUUCCCUCUAAAUCCUGCACUGCAUCCCCAGGUGAUCCGAGCUGUGAUGUGAUCACUUACUAUGUAAUGUCCCUUUAAUGACAGGAGCAUCACCGGUGGCCUGCUGUGCUUUGAUGUAUGUGGGUCCUGACAAACUAAAAUCAAGCACCUCUGAUCAAGUUAGACGACAGCUGAUGGAUUUUUUUUAAAAGGAGACGUUUCUGUGGCUUCCGAUCCGUACGAGGGAGAUACAGCGUUUUAAGUCGUUCGAACCCAAACUGCCGUUUCCGGUUGUAUCUCAGGCUUUUGCAAACAGAUUCUCAGACUCAGCGAGACACUCGGCUCUGAUUUCAUGUCCUUACGUAAUUAAUACAUCUGGGAUUGACUGAGGCUGCCUGGCAUUGAGGAAACAGUUGUCGUCAGCGAGCAGAAUCGUGCACACCUCGUGUCACCGAGCAGGAUUCGACUCAGGUUUUGCUCAGUGCAAUUCAUUCUUAUUGUUGCUGCUAUUUCAACUACUACUACAACUACUACAGGUACUACUGCUAUACUUCUAAAACCCGGUGCUACACUACUAGCUUGAUGCUGCAGGUCAUUACAAAGGCGCCAGCUACACAUCAAACCACCUGUAUUCACAUCCGUGCGUUUACAGCUGCAGUACAGAUGUUACCACUACAUGUCUGUAGAUCCAGAUGAUGUGAUGUUUGUGUGAGCGUGUGCGAGGUACUAUUAUUAUUAUAAUUAUUAUUAUUAUCAUUAUUAUUAUUGGUUUGUGUUGAAGAUCGCACCUCAAAGCACAGCAGCUCAGAAGGAUGAAGCUCCCAAACCGUGAGCUUUACUACGUUACCCACAAUGCAGUGCAAGGUGGUUGAUAUAUCUGUGAUUGCAGAGGUGAAAAAAGGAGAGGGCCUUUUUAACGACCCCCCCCCUCCCUUCCCAAAAGUUCUUUCUUUUUUAUUUAUUUCUCAACAGCUAUGAGUCCCUCUGAGUUUCAGUCUCUGUCACAAAAGGGAAAACACAAAGCGAAAGGGUACUGAGCAUGGACGAUGGAAAGCUUUACUGUGACAUAUUGUUAUCAUGGCUUUGGGAAGCACACGACUGUACCUCUGUGUGUCACUGUGCAGGAAAGGGAAACCGCAGCAGGGACAGAUUCACCGCAGUGUGAAAAAUAAGAGUCCAGGACAACAGGUCCACAGUGACGAGCAGAGAGAGUGUGUACAGGUGAACAGCUCCAUGAAUGAUACAAUAUGAAAUAUUUACAAUGUGAUAUUUUAUGACGUGUCGACGAGCGAGGUAUCUGUUAAUCUCCUGUUUCCUGUGACUUUCUUAUGAAGGAUUUUAAAAGAAAAAAAAAAUGGUUGAUGAGGUGGUUCCCCUUAAAACGUUUUGGGUUUACACCAAUCACAGCAAAGGCUAUAAUAUAUAUAUGUUCUAUUUAUUGUUCUACUCAUCGGUUUUAUAUUUAACUUUUUCUAUUGUUAUUACGUUAUUCUAGAGAUAAUUAUUUCUUAGGGCUGAGAGGAAGAAAAAAAAGGCACCUCAAGAAACAAAAAUGGCUGAAGAAUGUAGGAGGGAAAGCAGAUAGCCUUCCUGCUCCAUCGUUUAUUUAAAUGUUUGUGUGUUGUUUUCUGACCAAAAUGUGACGGGACGCGUAAAAGAUGACGAGAGUUUACUGUGAGCAGAUUAAAAAAAAAAAAGAAACAAGAAGAGGAUAUGAAAUUCUUCUUCAGCUUUAUCCAAAUCAUCCCACAGGUGUUGAGCGUGAAGGCUCGCGUCACCUGACACUGACAGGAAUGUCCGCCACGUUUAAUCUGGUCACAGGUUCGAGUCGGUGAAGUUCAGAGAGAAAGAGGAAGUUGAGUCGAAAAGAAAACGAGUGCAGCACAGAAUGUAAAGCAGGAAGUGUGGAAGGAGACUAAACUAAGUGCGUCGAGGUGAAUGAGAGGAGGAAGUCGAAGUGGAGGCACGAGGGAGCGUUUAAAGGUCAGUGUGUGUCGGAUCUUCACAUGAGACUCUCGUCCAUCUUUAACGCGUCCCAACAUUUCUCCGGUCCUGUUUGUUUUUGCGAUUGUUUUGUCGUCAUUGUCUUCCAGUUUGACCAACAAAGAUUUUAAACUCCGGGCCGGUUGAGCUCAGAAUCAUGAAAAAACAUUGACAUCCAGCACUUAAGAGUAAAAAGAAAAAAGAAAAAAAUCUGAAAUAUAUUUUAAAAAAAUCCAAAACAUGUGGAAGAUGUCAAACGACAAAGAGGACGACGUGAAUUAAAAACACCAGGGGCUGCGCUCUCAUUAGAAAACUGCAUUCCACUCUAUUUAUGUGAAUGUUUUUAUGAUCAUUGAUAUAACUUGAAUUUCUCUUUUCUGUUUAAUUUAUUUGAUGUGAGUUUAGCAGUGAGGGGGCGUAGUCGUGUUUCACUCUGCGGAUUCACUCUUCAGAGACUUUGUUCGAAAAUAAAUGCCUCCGUUGUUUUUUUUUUUUGUUUUUUUUUUCUUUACAGAUCUUAAACGACAUUACCUGUUUUCCUGCUGCUCUUAAGUCCACAUGAUUUACUCUUGCACAUAAACUGAAUUGCAAUUAGCGAAAGGCAGAAAGUGAAAGAGGCCUGCAUGCUGUACUCUCUCCGCAGCACCAGCCCUGAGUCAAAGUGGCACACAGAACUCUUAUGAAAAAUACUUUUCUGUGAUCACUUGGGCCUGUCUGGCACAGCGGAAGUAGCCGAAAAGUUCAAAAAUAAGUACAAAUCCCACCCAGCUGGCACCUUCCACAGGCUCAGGCAAGCGCUCCCAAGUAUUUGGAAGGAUUUCAGCUCUGAUUUGACCCAGGUCUGCGAGCGACUGAGGAGUUCUAGCUGCAUGUGCACGCUCAACGCCAAACUCAUUAGACGCCAGAGUUCAUAAAAUACCACUUUGUAUCUUUGGCCACAGCACUUUCACAUCCAUCACUUUUUGAUAUGAUUCAGAGGAAUCUGAUUCAGCUCUGCUUUAAAAGGAGAUUUUUGUUUUUAGCUUUUUUUAUGUUUUUAAGAAAAAUGAGGAUUUUUUUUUAAAGCACCCUCCCUCCACAUACGACAGGCAGCUUCGAUGCUGCUCUGAUGUCUCGAGUUGGCGAGACCCGGGUGAUCGUGUCUCACAUGCCAGAGACGAGUCAGUGCUGUCCCUGCAGAGUGUGUCCUGAAUGAGGCUCACUGAGCCGUCACCACAACUCCACUCAUGCCUCUGACUCCUUCCUCUGCCGAACACUUCUCCCUCAAACUCUCAUUCAGCCCUCAACAGAUUCAAGUUCAGAGGUCAAAGGUCAGAGACCACGACAGAAGAAAUGUUUUCCCUCCACCUCCAGAGAAGGUGGAGUUUAGUGAUCCUCCUCAUCCAUGUGGGUUUUCACUUAAAGACUAUGAACCAGUCGUGGGCACAUUCACUGUUCUCACCCUACAGAGGUGGUUUCACUGGAAGAAGAAAUUCAGUGUCCGCCUCCUCACAGCUUUUACUGGUGCCCUCGACAUCGAUAUCUGACGCUGCACUGACAGCGUUCGCUCUUCAAGCUGCUGCUGCUGUUUGUACUGUUCAUCUAUCACACAACAGAUCUGACUCCAAGAGUAUUUGAAUAAUAUGUUAAAUCCUCUAAAAGACCUUCGCUGUUCCGUGUUGAUCUCGACCGUUGUUAAUGAAGCGACGGCGUCAGCCAAAAUCACAAACUUCUCCGCCUGGCAUUUAUUGCAGAUAAGUAAACGGCUCGAGUGUUUGGAAGGAUUUUCUGAGAGUGUCUGACCUCAUGUCUGCGACAGAACCCCCCCCCCCCCUUCUCUCUGGUACUAGUCUACUAUCAUCAUGGUUAUUAACAUGAACAAGCAUGGGAUGCAUUUAUUUAUAAACAGCAAACAAAAAAAACAGCAAACAUACAAAUAUUAGAAAGUGUAACAGUUUUACUCUCAUGUCCAUGUCCAUCUACUGUAGCUUUACAGUCGUGCGAGACGUUCGUGGACAGCUCUGAGCUGUUCGCAGGGCAGAGUUUCCCCGAGGCGCCGGAGUCGACUCUGCUACGAGGCGACGUCGACUCUGAGUGAGCGUCAGGGAAACUCUGCAGAUCCGGACGGGUUCACAGAAAAGCAGAUCAAACAGCCUUUUUCUGUCCCUCAUGCUGUGAGGACGCAGUGCUGCUGGCCGCUGAGGCCGCCGGGAUGUGAAGACAACAAAUUACCAUCAACAUGAAGCUGUUUUUUUACACUGUACAUCCUUAGUAUUUUUACACAUAAAAUGUAUAUGAUAGGGAUGCACAUUAUUUUCCUUCUUACGGACAGCUUCAAUAAAGCACUAUGUCA